Messenger RNA from Sphenostylis stenocarpa, 240 nucleotides. Lineage: Eukaryota; Viridiplantae; Streptophyta; Magnoliopsida; Fabales; Fabaceae. The record is from the annotation of a GenBank genome assembly.
AUGGAGUCUCUUUCUUUGAAGGACGUGAAAGACCGUUCACACAAUCUAGCAAUCUUAGAUUACGUGCGAGGGUUAUUUCUUCAGAUGAGAAGAACAUAUAAUUGUGGUCAUAACGUAGUGCUUCAAACAAAAGAUGAAAUAGUCAAAGCAAUGGUCAAAGAUGAGGGCAUGGUGGGGAAGGAUCUAACAAGCGCCGAAAGGAUUGAAGAAAUAUGCACUCUUCUGGAAAGAAACAAUUGA